CAUCGUCGGUCUGACAUUGUUCGUCGAGAGUGUGUCGAAUCCACAAUAUAUCGGUGCUCAACUCCGGCACACUACGCAUUUAUACAGUACACCAGAGCGAGCCUCCCUGCGCGACCUGAUAUUCCGCUGACAUGGCCGCGACAUCGGCAUAGAGCGUCCUGUCGUGAUCUGGACGGACAGGAAUGUCAACUAACAUAUUUUGCCAUUUAUUAAUAUAAUCCCGAGGACGCAAUGGCGGACCGCACGCCGACCGCGUCGGACUGGCGUCACUUCCAGGAACGGCCUGCAUCGCGACAGUCGUUCAGCGGCCAUAGCAUGACCGCCAGUGAGGCAUCCUUCCAAACCGCCUGGACGGAGCGGCCAGGUUCCUCUCACUCGACUCGCAGUUUGGCUCGCGACAUUGACCACAUCAAGACCUUGAUCACCCGCGCGCAGCAGUCGCAUCAACGUCAUAGUGGCUCCAGCUCACCGCCGAGUCCCGUGUCUGCAGUGUUUCCUGGCGGUGCUGGCACCUCCUUGCCUGCUCCGGGUGUGCCACAAAAGAAUAUCAUCACAGCUCAGGUGUUUCGACGCAACCGCGCUGUGUCGUCGCCCGUCGUCGACUAUGCACAUAUCUUCCACGAGCUCGAUCAGCUGCGAAAACGGAUCCGAAACGAUCAGCAACAAUUACAGUUGCAACAGGCCGAGUUUCGACAGGAGCAAAAUCGUUUCCAGGAGAAGCGGUCGCGUGUGACGCGUGCUGUGGACCCGGACACUUCUGAGACAGAAUUGGACACUGAAACCGAGGGGAGCGACUCCGACGAGCAGGCGGAGGAGCUCGUCAAGACGCGCGAGGAGUUGGCAAGUUCGAGACAGCAUGCUGAAGACCUCCUCGAGGCCGCCGAGCGUCGAUACGAUGCGUUGCUGGGAGAGAAAGAAAAGCUGGAAGGCUCAAUCCAUACUUUCCAACAGGAAGCGGAAGAGGCUACAUCCACCCGGGAUGAUGCACUCGCUCGAAUCGCAUUUUGGGAGACAUACAAAGCGGAUCUGGUCGAGGAAAGGGAGAAGGCUAGAGCACCGCUUCAGAAAGAGCUGGAUUUGGUCAAGUCAGAGUCUGCCAAGCUCCAGGCCGAGUUGUCUGCCUACCAGGCACAGAUCGCGGCGUAUAAAGACGAGCUGUCAUCAUUGCGACAAUCGAAGGAUUCGCUGGCCCAAGAAUUAGUUGCAAAGGAGUUGGAACUGCAAAAGGAAAAGCAAGCCACAACCACUAACUUGGCCGAACUCGAAAAGAAACAUGGCGGGAUCUUGCGCGAAGCCACGACCUCGUUCGAAGGCCAGCUUGCCAAACAACAGGUACAAUCCGAGGAGAAUGCUCGUCAAUUGGAGGAGAAGCACGGGAAGGUCCUCGCCGAACUCCACGACACUCAUUGGAAAGCCAUCCAGGCAACCUUGGGCCAGCAACAGGGGCAAACACGCGACCGAAAUGCAUUGCAUUCCAAAGAACUCGAGCGCUUGGUGGGCGAGCACACGCAAGAGCGUGAACGUUUAUCUACCAACCACCAAAACGAGAUUCGCCGGGUCCGGGACGAAGCCGAAACCAAACUUCAGACAGCCCUCUCAGCAGCCACUGAAAGCGCCGCCCGGGAACUCACCCACGCCUUACGCGAACAACACGUACGCGACUUGCAGGAUGCCGACGCCUCAAUCGCUCGUGCGGCUGCGGAGGCGGAGGCUACUGCAGCUGCACGACAUGCUUCCCUGCAGUCCGAACACCAGGAGGCGCUCGCUUCGUUGACAGCGCAAAUCCAGCAGAAGGACUCGGUGCUAGCGGAUAAGGAUCGGCGUUUUGCGGAUCGUCAGAAGGAAUUUCUUGACGAAUUAGACACGCAGCGUUCCAGUCACCAAACAGCCCUGGCGAAGGCAAAGGCGGAGUUGGAGAACAAGAUCGAGGAAUUGAAGACCGAUCGCGACAGCGCUCUUGCGAAGGCGAAAGAGGAACAAGAACGCAGCAUCGCCGACCUUACGACUACUCAUGAGCAAGUGAAGGCCGAGCAGGACCGCAGCAUCAUCGAGUUGAAAUCGGUUCACGACGCAUCACUCGCCAGCCUCAAAGACGCACACGAGCGAAGCGUAGUUGAGCUCAAGUCCACUCACGAGUCAGAUUUCGCCACCCACAAGAGCGCACACGAGCAGUCUCUCAACGAGCUGCGUGCGCAACUUGACGAGCAGUCUCGUCUUGCAAACGAGCGUCAUCGCACCCUGGAAGAUUCUCACAAAGACGCUUUGUCGCAAGCCGAAGCUCGCCACGAGGAGAACCUCGCAUCUCUACGCGCUCAACAUCAGACUCAACUCGAGACCGAGUCAAAAUACGCCCUCGAGAAACUUUCAAUUUUGGCCGCCACGCAUGACAGCAACGCCGUAGAAACUCAAGCCAAACACGAAGCGACCUUUGCGGAUCAACAAGCCAAAUACGAGUUCAAAAUCACUGCGCUGGAAUCCGAUCUUCAAGAGGCCAAGCAAGUCGCUGAAACGCUUAAAGCCUCAACUGUCGACACGACCGAAUUGGAGGAGGAGCACCAGCGACAACUCGAGGAGGUCGAGCAACAUUGGAUGAGCGAAAUUGAUGAUCUUCGCAACCAACACCUCCAGGAGCUACAGGUCUUCGCCAAGCAAACCGACGAAGACGAAAUAGCCCACAAAGCCAUGGUCGCCGAACUCGAAGCCCUGCGGGCGGAGCUGGAGGACGCGGAGGCGCGUGGUCGGGAGCAGCAGAUUCAAAUUGAGAAACAUACCGAUACUGAGAGAUCAGACUCGACAGUCUCGAUUCAUGCACAAGAGAUCGAAUCGUUGAAGCAGCAGCUUCGUGAGCAUCAGGAGAAGCAUGAAGCCGCAUUGAAGAAGGCAGAGGAGGACAAACAACAGGAGUUGAAGAAGAUGGAAGCGAUGAUCGCUCAGAGCCUCGCCGAGGAACUACUCUCCGUCAGUAAAGUGCACCAGAAACAGACCAAGAAAAUGCUAGAGACCCACGAGAGCGAUCUCGCCGACCGCGAAAACGCCUGGAACCUCAAAUUGGACAAUGCCAAGAACGAGCAUGAGCAACAGCUUGCGAACUCUCGCCAGCUCACGGACUCUACUGUAUCAAAUCAGAUUGCGGAGCUGAAGCGUCUCCAUGAGGAAGAGCUUGCUGCAGCAGAAAAGAAUACCCGAGAGCAACUUGCGGCGGCCGCGCAGGAGCACAAGUCGCAGCUCGAUGCAGCUUUGGCGCGGACAAGGCAAAUGAGUGAGGCGGAUGCGAAGAAGCUCAAGCGACGACACCAAGAUGCCGUGGCGGAAGUCCGUUUGAUCAUGCAGAACCAAUCGAAGAUGGCCCUGGCUGAACUCGAGGAGAAGCACAAAAAGGCCCUCGAAGCCGCAAACAAAGGGCUCGAGCAGCGAGUCAAGCAGUCACGCGCAGUCUCCAGCGAGACGCACCAAGCCGAGAUCAUGCGACUCGAGAGCGAGACCCAAGUCAAGUUGGGUGAGCUUGAGAGGAGAUUGCAAGCUCAAAAGUCGCGCGAGCUCGACGAGAAACAGCUCGUGUAUAGUGCUGAAUUGACUGCUCUACAAGCGAGAUUGGACGCAACGCUGACUGGUCAAGCAGAAGCCGAACGAGCUCUCGCUGUAGUCCGGAAGCAAGGUGCUGAGGGUGAGAAGCGAAUUUUAGAAGUCAAGAGCUCGAUGGAGGAGCAAUUGAAGACUUUGAGGGAGGAAAAAAGCGAGCUGGCUUCCCAGCUGCGUCACUCCAGAGCUUCCUUGAAGGAUUUCGAAUCUAAGUUGGUUGAUGAUGAUGUUGAAAUCCCUGAAAUCAACGUCAAAACACCAAUCAAAGCAUCACCGUCGCCGGCCACACCGUCUCGCCGGACUUCGAUGCAUGCUGCUGAAUUUAACAUUGCUCGUCUCGAGCAGGAACUCGCCGCAGCGCAAAUCCUCGCCCAGCGUCGCCUCGAAGAGAAAUCUGAAAUGGUGCGCCAAAAUGAUUUCCUCAUCAAGGAGCUGGAGGUCCUUUUGGCUCAGCGAUCUCACGGCAAAGCCACCACAUCUGCCGGACGCAGUGAUGCCCUCGUCCAGACCGAGCCCCUUAUUUCCGAGCCCAAGGUCGACCAAUUCGCGAUGCGUCAGAUCAAAGCGGAAAUGCAAAGCUCUCAACGACCACCGACACCCUUGACUCCGGAGAAGAAACAGGCCCGAGAAGAGAUCGAUCGUGCCUGGCACGGGCGCUCUUUCGAGGGUUAUCUCCGCCAAGCCCAGAUUGAACUCUCGGAGCUGGACGACGUGAUCAAUGCGAACGAGGUGCUAUUCGCGCAGAAACUCCAGGAGCAUGCCGGUGAUUUGCAAACCGCCAGAGAUCGUCUGGCACUCGAAUUCCAGGAGAAGUUCGAUAAGCUCACGUCGGAGAAGAUUCGCAUGGAGAAGAUGGUGACGGUCAAGCAGCAGGCGGCUUUCGCGGAAGAACGUCAACGGCUGAUUGAUAUCCACAGCCUGGAUUUCGGCGACAACAGCGUCUUGCCGCAGUCGUCUUCUGCGGCUUUACAAACUGCCGAACAGCGCGCCGUGGCGGAUUUUGCUAAACGUCUUGAGCACAGAAAGUUGGAGAUUGCUUUGAAACACGCCGAGCAGUUCCAGGCUUUGACUCGGGAGUAUGAUCAACGUGUGGCAGCUCUGCUCCAGGGCAAGGAGGCAGCACCAUCAGACUUGGUGGAGGAUGCUAUGAAGUUCGAGUUCGGUUUGACUGCUCUCGAUACAAAACCGCAGAGGGCUGGCGGAAACAAGCGCAACAGCAUGAGCAGCGUCAUCAGCUCGCAGCGGUCGUACAUCUUCCACGACAACCAGUCCGUGUCUUCACAACAGCAGCCUGAACGCUCCGGACGAUCCAGCGAACGUCGCACCGACAGUGCCACAUGGACCAGUGCACCGCGCACUACUCGUUCCCUCCCUCGCCAUUCGAGCUCAUCGAAUCCCGCACGUCGGUCGAUGGUUGCUCCGCCUUUGCCCUCGCCUGCGACCACUCCUCGCCCCAAAACUGGAAAUGGCGCCGGUAAUCCCAACGGAACCCUGCCUUUCCGUCAGACAUACGCAGACGGGUCUGCUCACUACGCACCUAUCACAACUCACUCUCUGAUCCGCGGCAAGACAGCCGCCGACGUGCUCCCCGCUUUCCCGCCCAAGACUCCCACGGAGUCGAUCGGCCCAAUGCCAACGACACCUCGGACACCGACCGGUGCUUCCGCUCCGCUGAUCAUGAAAGCAUCAGGAGCAGGCCCAGUAAUCCCCAUGCGCCGCUCGAUCCCUCCGAGCGUGACGACCCCUGUGGUUCCUGACCUCCCCCAGCAAGCUCAACGCCUCUCCCAACAACAGCAACCGCAAGCAACACCAGAUUUCGCCCAACAGCAAGCGUCGACCAUCGCGCGCGCCCGCGAGAGCAUGUCGCUAGAACGCUACUCCACCCGCACAACUCUGAACAACCACACGGCUCAGAGUCCGCCUCCACCACCUCCCUACGCCGUCAACGCGCAACAACAACCCAACAGUAAAACCCCGACCGCCCUCCCACCGCUCACGACAACCACCCCCUCCAAACCCACCACGAACGCCACCCGCAGCCCCUCCGCCAGCAUCUCCACCACGACGCCCGGCUCCACGCGUCGAACAAGCGGCCUCUUCCACCUCAAACGCAGCGUCAAGCAAGCCCUGACAUCCUCCUCCCCCACCAAGGACUCCCCCUCCUCCGCCUCGCAACCGCAAUCGCAACAGCGGGCCGACGAAACGCCCUCCCCCAGCACCUCCAUGCUCAGCGGCAAAGCCAGCAGUCUUCGCCACAGCAUCCACAGCACCAGUCACCGCGCUUCUGUCUCGGGGAGGAGUCCGAGCGUGGACCGCAAGAGACUUUCUAGUGGCAUGAUUUAUUGGAGGCCGCCGAAGACGGCUUCGCGGGAGAUCUUUGAUGCGGGCCUCGUGUAGUCUCUCUCUCUUUUUCCUUCGCUUACUUCUACUUUCUUUUCUUACACGCGGUUUUCUGGAUUUACUCUCCUCUUGAGAAAAGAGAGAGGGGUUUUAUCUACGUCCGUCGACGGCAUCCAUUUCUAUUGCUUUUCUUUCUCACAUAUUCGCGGAUCAUGAUCUGGGGAGCGUCAUAUCACUCAUCAUCUGUCUCUGGGAACGCUGCGAUCUAGCAGAGAAUUCCCUCUUUCAUUUUUGAUCUUGUUUCUCUCGCAUUGGAGCGGGUUUUGGCUUUUGGUGGGUGGGGAGGAGAAAUCAUGCUGGUUAUGACUCUUAACUUCACACCUUUCUUUCUAUCUGCCUUGCAUUCGAGAGUCAUUAUCUAGGGACAUUUUCUUGAUUAUUUAUCUAUUACUGCUACUGGAUAAUGCGCAUCAUAAAAUAUUCACCUGCAUUCUCAUAUCGGAUCGGGUCGGUUCGGUGACUCUGGACUGUCAUUGUCUCGGU
Molecule: messenger RNA, 6462 nt
Organism: Dissoconium aciculare CBS 342.82
Lineage: Eukaryota; Fungi; Ascomycota; Dothideomycetes; Mycosphaerellales; Dissoconiaceae
Exons: 1
Coding region: 232-5976 (1914 amino acids)
Source: RefSeq, a predicted model, not a curated record